Molecule: messenger RNA, 1795 nt
Organism: Syngnathoides biaculeatus (alligator pipefish)
Lineage: Eukaryota; Metazoa; Chordata; Actinopteri; Syngnathiformes; Syngnathidae
Product: cytochrome P450 4B1
Exons: 11
Coding region: 1-1611 (536 amino acids)
Molecular function (GO): monooxygenase activity; oxidoreductase activity, acting on paired donors, with incorporation or reduction of molecular oxygen; iron ion binding
Source: RefSeq, a predicted model, not a curated record
AUGUUGCUAAGCGGGGCGCUGCGGAGUCUCCCGUCGUACUGGUUCGUGCAGCACUCGCUGGUGUUGCUGUGCCUCGUCGCAGUCGUCUUCAAACUAGUCGUCCUGUUCCUGAAGAGGAAAGAUGUUGUUAAGAACGUUGAAGCGUUCCCGGGACCACCGGGACAUUGGUUCUUUGGGCAUGUCGUACAGUUUAAACAAGAUGGGACGGACUUGGACCUGAUGGUGAAAUGGGGGAAGCAGUACCCCUACGCGUUCCCUUUGUGGUUUGGUCCCUGUGUUUGUUUCAUGAACCUCCACCAUCCGGAUUAUGUGAAAAGCGUACUGACGUCCACAGAACCGAAAGAUGAUUUUGCAUAUGACUUCAUAAAGGCUUGGAUUGGGGACGGCUUGCUGGUAUCUCAUGGUCAGAAAUGGUUCCGCCACAGAAGGCUCUUGACACCGGGUUUUCAUUAUGACGUGCUCAAAUCAUACACAAAAUUGAUGUCAGAGUCAGCUAAAACAAUGUUGGACAAAUUGGAGUGUUAUUCAAGCACUGGCGAGUCCUUCGAGCUGUUCAAACACGUCAGCCUCAUGACGCUGGACACCAUCAUGAAGUGUGCGUUCAGCUACAACAGCAACUGCCAGACUGAGAGGUCAGCCUGCGCGGUCUGCUGUACAUCAUCCGUGCAGCAGAGCAAUGUUAACGCUUUAUUUUCUGGUUUCAGCGGAACAAACGAGUAUAUCAAAUCUGUGUACGAGUUGACCAAUUUGAUCAACCUUCGCUUCCGGAUCUUUCCUUACCACAACGACCUCAUAUUCUACUUGAGUCCACACGGCUUUAGGCACAGGAGAGCCUGCAAGGUGGCUCACGGGCAUACAGAGGAAGUGAUAAGAAAAAGAAAAGAAACACUGAAGCAAGAGAAGGAGUCGGAACAUAUCCCGACCAAAAGGAUCAUGGACUUUCUGGACAUUCUCCUCUUGGCAAGAGAUGAGACUGGGCAGGGACUGUCGGAUGAAGAUAUCCGAGCAGAGGUGGAUACCUUCAUGUUUGAGGGCCACGACACCACCGCCAGUGGCAUCUCCUUCAUCCUGCACACCCUCGCCUGCCACCCGGAACACCAGAAAAUGUGCAGGGAGGAGAUUGUCCAAGUCCUGGAUGGCAAAGACACCAUGGAUUGGGAGGAUCUGGGAAAAAUGCCAUACACUACAAUGUGCAUCAAAGAAUCUCUGCGCCUAUUCCCGCCUGUGCCGGGAAUGGCCAGAAAACUGACCAAACCGAUCACUUUUUUUGAUGGAAGGACUUUGCCAGAAGGCUCUCUCAUCGGGACUAGUGUGUAUGCGCUCCACAGGAAUGCAACUGUCUGGGAAAACCCAAAUGUGUUUGACCCACUUCGCUUCCUGCCAGAGAACACUUCCAAACGCUCACCACAUGCGUUUGUGCCCUUCUCUGCUGGCCCGAGGAACUGCAUAGGUCAGAACUUCGCCAUGAACGAGCUAAAAGUGGCGGUAGCCUUGAUCCUCAGGAGAUACCAGCUUAUUGAAGACCCCACCAGGAAACCCAAGAUAGUUCCCCGACUGGUGCUUCGCUCGCUCAAUGGCAUCCACAUAAAAAUCAAAGCUCUUGACACUUAGGUUGUUAACUUCAGCAAUAUUUUAGUACAUUUUAACACACUGAUGACCAUUACCAUUGGCUAAAAUGCACCCACGCCGUCCUCCUACAUUCAGCUCCCUCUCGUUCCAUUGCUUUUGUGUAACGUCUGCUCAGAAAACAGCUUCUUCGUGAAGUCAUUUAAGUGAAUAAAGCAAAUAAUCUUUC